CACACACACUCGCGCAUCAAAACAGGCUGCAGAGGCGCACAAGGAGCGAGGAGACACGGAGGCAGGGAGCAGCUUUGCACCACUUUUAGUUGAAGUGUUUCAUUUUUUCUUACUUUAAGAUUCAUUUCGUGCUCCGCGGCACCAGCUGUUGCGCUGCACACAGUACAGCAAGAAUCAAAAGAAGCGUGUUAAUCUGAGGAGGAUUUAAGUGAAAGUCUGGAUUUAAUCGAGAAUUAAAGUGUUGGAGAAGACGCGCGGAGGACUGGGAUGAAUAACGCAACUCGGGGAUAUUUAUUUUGAUAAUGCCGAGGAGGCAGUUUCUGCUUCGGAUUUACAUCCAAAACAAGGCAAGUACUCAAACUGAUUUGAUCAUGACUGCGUGUAAGUAUCCUGACAGUGAACUGCAGUGGAUUUCUGUAGUCAACACCAGUGCUGUCGAGAGGUAUGAAUUUAAAUGUAACAUUAAAGAUGCAUGCUUAAGACCACUUCGAAGACGUGAUUUGAUAUCCGAGCUUCAUUUUCGUACUGUUGAAUUGUGUUGUGUUCACUUACCUCCGGGGAAUUGAUAUCAUGACUUCGAUUGGAGCAAUUGCUGUAGUAAGGUGACUAUUCUUUAUAACCAUGAUGACACUGUUGGGCUAGGUGAAAUGAUGAAGUCCUGACAGGGGUCAGUUGUAUUUUAUCCCUAUGUGGAUGAAUGAGUGGCUCAAUAAUGGUUGAGUCCGGGUUCAUUGAGGCUGCUGCAGGGCUCCGUGGAGAGCUGAAAGCUUCUGUGUGGCUCCAGAGAGACACUGGAGGAGCUGCAUAAGGUUUGGCAUCUCAUUAACUCAGCCACAUGUCUUAUUAAAGCUGCUAUUUCCUGUUGUGUGCAAUGCAGAGUAAACGAUCUCCUCUCCAACACCAGUGCUCUCCCUCUGUCUCUGCAUGCUUCUUUAAUUCUUUCACACUCUCCCUCUCUUUUUUUCUCAUGUCUGUUCAAUCUGAAGCCAAAGGAUGACAGCAGCCAGUCCUGUCUGCAGCCCCGCCUCCUCCCAUUCGUCCUACUCUUCACCUGCUUGCCUCCCAGCAUGCCACAGACACCUGAGAAAAGGCAAAGCCCUCCAGACCAAACUUCACCUGCGCUCUGGCCCCGGCGUGUGGCUCCUGCUGGGUGUAGCCGUGGUUUUGGUCGGGAUGGCAGUUGCAAUAGCGGGCUACGUUUCUGCAGCACCAAAGCCAGUGGGCGGCCGAGGCAGCACCCACGUUGAGAGGAUGAAACUGGCUGGUCCUGUGGUCAUGGGAGUGGGCUUGUUCAUUUUCAUCUGUGCUGCCACACUUCUCUAUGAGAACCGGGACCAGGAAGUCCUCCGGCAAGAGAUACCCGACGACCUGGAGGAUCUGAAGGGGGGAAACUGCUGGGAGGAUUUGCAGGAACGGCCCGGCUUCGGCUGCCAGGCGCAGUGGGAGUGUGGAGAUGGAGAGCAGGGGUGCUGGGCCACUCCAGCCCAUGCGUGCCCUCUCUUAGAACACAACUGCGGUCCUCCUCUUCCCCCUCCUCCAUUCGGCAGGAACCGAAAAAACAUCAGCAGUAGAGCAUCCCCACCGCCUGCUUCAGAUGCAGGAGGCAGAGAUAACGAACACAGGGAGGAUGAGGAGGGAAGAUCAACGCUGUUGGCGCGAGUUCUGCACCACCAGGAGCCUACUCCUCAACCUCCCUCCCCCUGCCUGUCCAUCUCCCACUCCUCCGUCAACUCAGAGUCCUGCAACUCCAGUGAAAUCAACUUUAACAUACGGACAGGCUCUCCUCUGCCGACUCAACACUGAACCUCCUACUGAUUUAACUCUCAUAAAAUAUGCAUGACGAGAUACGUUGGUUUCACAUGCAGGCAUUGAACUAAAGACUGUGUGUUCGUAUGAUUUAGUGCCUCUGAGUGGCGCAGUGGCUCUGAGUCACAUUAUGUGAGCGAUUUUUUUUUGUCCUACAUCUUUUACCGACUCACCCACGGUUGAGAGAUUGGAGCUAUGCUGUUUGAUGUCAACUAGACCCAUCUUGUUGUCUUUGAUCUCACCCCGGCCCAAAAUCCCCAAGGCCACUGCCUGCUUGACCAUAUUAGGACGUGAGGAGAAUAUCUGAAAAAGUUAGUUGGGUGCCAUGGCGGGAGAGGAACACACGUAGGCUACUCCCCCCUUUCUGUUUUACACAAACACAUCCUCUCUCGGUGCCUACAUUUCCUCACUGGCAAGGUUUGGUAAGAGGAUGAGCCAGAUUAGGUCUCCUUUGAGCCUUUAUGUAAUCUCACACAUACUGUAAUCUACUCUUUAUCAGAGCAAAUUGGGUCUCUGUAUAAACAAGAGGAGCACAAAAGGACACACUGCACUCACUCCACACCUACAGCCACUCUAUAAAUACCAGCUGGUGCUGUGUACGCACGCAAUGUGGACUAGAGGUUUUUUUUUUCUUCUUUUUGCUGUAAUUCAAAAAAAAAAAUUUUGGUAAAAUUUUGUGUCAGCUGCUCAGUUUUCUCCCUAUUCUCGAGUGUGACGAGACAAGAUCUUUGAGAAUUUGAAUCAGAUUGUGGGUAGAAAGAAAAGAGCAAUGGCUAGAGGGGAAGAAGAAAAAACAGCAAAAUCUGGUCGGUUAUGAGUUAUUCCUGACGCAGCGUAACUGAGAAAAGCGGCUCUGUGAAUCGUGUAACUGAAGCCUCACUCUCCCACCAUCCCGACCUUUCAUCUCCUCCUGUUCAUCAUCUGAUUCCUACGCUUUUAUUCAAAUACUCCAUCCUCCAUCAUCCCAAUCCUGCAGUCAGAAAAACAAAACAAAAACAAAAACAGUAAAAUAAUGUCAGUUCUAGUGAAUCCAGGCCGAGCAUGUUUGAACAGGCUGAGAGGUAACAGGGGUAGGAUUUUAAUUAUCACCAGCAUUUUCUCCUCCAGCUUCUAAUUACACAGGGGAUCAGUCUGAAGGCUUUUAUAGGUGCUUUAGGACUGCAGAGUAUUUCCUUGUUGUUUGGGCCCAUGCUGGGAUCCUGCCAUCCAGAUGACGACGAAGACUGGAGUGUACAGUAAUUUGCAGCCUCACAUUUUCACUCACUUAAUACAGCACCCAUCUUUCUCUCUCUUUCUCUCUCACACACACAGAGUCAGAAGAGGUGUGAUGUGUAGGUACGGUAUGCUGUUUUAGGUGCUGGAUGCAUCUCUCAGGAGCAGGGCUAAGUUUGGUAGAUGUGUCUGAAUCUUCCAACGAGGUUCAAGCAGCCUCCUUCGCACUUAAAGCUCAGAAACGCAGCUCUAACUCGACACACACUCACACACAUAACUCCCUCUCACUGUGAGAAGAGCCGCUGUGUUUACACAAGGGGAGAUGCUGAUUGGCAGAGCUGCAUCUAAACAUUUGUUUAAUCUCUUUGUUAGUCUGAGGAUUUAUAGUUAAUAAAAUAUAUUAACAUU
Labrus mixtus (cuckoo wrasse) is the source of this 3426-nucleotide messenger RNA. RefSeq lists its product as uncharacterized. The coding region runs from base 994 to 1803 and encodes 269 amino acids. Lineage: Eukaryota; Metazoa; Chordata; Actinopteri; Labriformes; Labridae. The record is from RefSeq and is a predicted model, not a curated record. The transcript has a single exon.